AUGACCCGCACCGAACGCGCAACCUCGCCCCGCGCCCUCCGCCGCGACCGGUCGGAGAACAAAGACGGUGUAGACACGAGCAUGCGCAAAGGCGGCGCGGGCGCGCACAACUGGGGCUCGCUGGACGAGGAGGCGCGCGCGGAGCGGGAGGGGCUCGAGGAUGAGCGAAGGGAUGUUAGGGCUGCUGUUAAGGACGGGGACGAGAUCUCUCCGAAAGUCGAUGCGGGGAUCGAGGAUCAGGGGCCUGCGUCCCGGUCUGUUUAUACGAGGACUGUGGACGAAGGCGAGCGGCAGAGGGCUCUCGAGACGCGUCAGUCGGCGCUCAAGAAGACUGACGUCGAUCUUGGCGACAUCGCUCGCUCGUCCGCGGCUGUGUCCGGUUCUCCUCCGACGAACUACAACGUCAACCAGUAA
Messenger RNA from Peniophora sp. CBMAI 1063, 414 nucleotides. Lineage: Eukaryota; Fungi; Basidiomycota; Agaricomycetes; Russulales; Peniophoraceae. The record is from the annotation of a GenBank genome assembly.